This is a messenger RNA of Paramecium octaurelia, 463 nucleotides long. Lineage: Eukaryota; Ciliophora; Oligohymenophorea; Peniculida; Parameciidae. The record is from the annotation of a GenBank genome assembly.
AUGAAAAGUAUUGAAAUCUACGGAUUCAUUGGAUGGAUAGCCUCCUAUAUAGUGUUUGUCGUUUAUUUGGCAUGGGUUUUCUUGCCAGAAUCAGCAUUACAUGUAAGACCUUAGUAUCGACUUAUCAAAGUCAUUAGGGAUUCAUUACUUCCCUUAGAAAUAUUGGGCUCUAGCAAUCCCUAGUUUCUUCGUGGCUACAAUUUUUACUGUGAUAACUGGUUACGCAGCUCUGAAUUAUUGUUUCUGCAAUCAUUUCAACUCUUAUGAAAACAUUGAAGGUAUCCAUCCAAUAAUAAUCCAUUUUAGACAAAUACACCAGACUGCACAACCUCAAGAAAACAGAGCUGCAUGAAGGCUUGCCUGAAGUGUAUGACAUUCCAAUAAACGUUGUGAAUAAUGUGUUGUAUUGGCAGAAGGAAAUGAUAGAAAAGUAUUUGCCGAAACAUUAGGAUUGAAUUCCAUA